Molecule: messenger RNA, 906 nt
Organism: Cylindrotheca closterium
Lineage: Eukaryota; Bacillariophyta; Bacillariophyceae; Bacillariales; Bacillariaceae
Source: the annotation of a GenBank genome assembly
AUGAUUGAAGACCUAAUAUCUGAAUAUGGGAUCGUUCUUGCAUCUAUUGUCUGCAUUGUUAUCGGAGCCCUGGUGUUCAUGAAUAAGAAGGCACCAACAGUACUUCCAACAACCGAGUUCCAGUUGUUCCCGUUGAUCCGCAAAGAAAAAGUGUCGCAUGAUGUUGCCAUUUUCACUUUUGGUCUCCCAGAAGGCCACGUGCUGGGUCUUCCAACUGGUCAGCACGUUUCUCUAAGAUUCAAGGAUUCUGAAGGAAAGAGCCAUCAGCGAUCUUACACGCCAAUCACAGACAACAGCUCUGUCGGUGAAUUUUCGCUUUGCGUCAAAAUUUACAAGGCCAAUGUCCACCCCAAGUUCCCCGAAGGAGGAAAAAUGAGUCAACACUUGGAUUCUUUGAAGAUUGGAGACAAGAUGGAAAUCAAGGGGCCCAAGGGACACAUGGAGUAUCUAACUGGUGGAAAAUUCACGGUCAAGCCACUGGGCAAACCACUUGAACAUCGUCAAACGAAUCAAAUUAUUAUGCUUGCAGGGGGAACCGGUAUCACCCCUAUGCUCCAAAUUUUGCAUUUUAUUUUCAAGAACCCUGGAGUACCAAACAUUAAGGUCAAUCUUUUGUACGCCAAUCAGACCGACGACGAUAUUCUUGUACGAGCGGAGCUUGAAGCACUGCAAAGAGAUUUCAAGGGCCGCUUCAAUGUACACUACACUUUGGAUAGACCACCUGCCAACUGGGAAUACUCGACUGGUUUCAUCACAAAGGAAAUGAUUGCAAAGAAGUGUUUGUUCGGCGACUCGAGCGCCAAUACACAGGUCUUCAUGUGUGGACCUCCCCCUAUGAUCAAAUUCGCUUGCAAACCAAACCUAGAGGAGUUGGGAUUCACCGCUAAAGAGAUGGUCAUCUUCUAG